This is a messenger RNA of Sphenostylis stenocarpa, 999 nucleotides long. NCBI's taxonomy places the organism in Eukaryota, Viridiplantae, Streptophyta, Magnoliopsida, Fabales, Fabaceae. The record is from the annotation of a GenBank genome assembly.
AUGGAGAGUAUGAGGCUAUCACUCGUCUUGAUUGCUAUUAUGUUGAAUGCUACAACUCUAGGUGGUAUGGAACUUCUUUUUCAUGACUACUACAAGGAGAAGUGUCCCUUAGCCGAAGACAUCGUGAGACAUAACGUGGAGGUGGCACUGUUGAAAGAUCCUCGUUUGGCAGCCUCUUUACUUCGCUUACACUUCCACGAUUGUUUUGUCAUGGGGUGUGAUGCAUCGGUGCUUUUGGACAGCGUGGAGGGCAUGAGAAGUGAGAAACUGGCUGGGCCGAAUGUGAACUCUUUACGUGGGUUUGAGGUCAUAGACACGAUUAAGUAUUUGCUGGAAGAGGAAUGUCCCGUCACUGUUUCAUGUGCUGACAUCCUUGCCAUGGCUGCACGUGAUGCAGUUCAAUUGAGAGGAGGACCAAGAUGGGAGGUCUUGCUUGGGAGGAAGGAUUCUCUGGAAUCAAGUUUCACUGCAGCCAACCUUCUCAUCCCUGCUCCAAAUUCCUCUUUAGAGGUUCUCAUAGAUAACUUCAAGCAACAAGGCCUUGACAUAGAAGACUUGGUAACUCUAUCAGGUAGCCAUACCAUAGGAAGAGCAAGGUGUCUAAGCUUCAGGCAGAGGAUAUAUGAAUCAAAAGAGGAAUAUCACUAUGGUUUUGAUCACUACAAGCGGUACAAAAACUUCAGGAGAAUUCUGCGGUCCAUUUGCCCUGCUGAAGGAAGGGACAACAAAUUUGCACCCCUUGAUUUUCAAACCCCCAAAAGAUUUGACAAUCACUACUUUAUAAACAUUCUUGCAGGGAAUGGCUUGUUAGGUUCUGAUAAUGUUCUUAUCAGCCAGGAUUUGGAUGGACAGAUUACAGAGCAUGUAUGGGCUUAUGCCUCAAACGAAGAACUUUUCUUUGCUUCAUUUGCUAAAUCUAUGAUUAAGAUGGGAAACAUCAAUGUACUUACAGGUAAUGAAGGAGAAAUUAGGAGGAAUUGUAGGUUUGUGAAUGCUUAG